CUUUGAAAUAAUCCAUACUUCCUGCACGCAAGACCAUUUUCCAAGCAGCUGGUUGCUGCCCGUUAGUUUUCGCUGAACUUACAGCUAAAUAUUAUCUAAUUAGGUAGUUGCACUUACUAAAAUGAAUACUGUAUUAUCGAGGGCCAAUUCCCUUUUUGCUUUUUCACUCAGUGUGAUGGCAGCCCUCACAUUCGGCUGUUUUAUCACCACGGCAUUCAAAGACAGAAGCGUCCCUGUGGACAUACACGUAUCAAAAGUGAUGCUGAAAAAUGUGGACGACUUUACUGGCCCCCGAGAACGCAGUGAUUUGGGAUUCCUCACCUUUGACAUUUCAGCUGAUCUCCAGCCAAUAUUUGACUGGAACGUCAAACAGCUCUUCCUGUAUCUGUCUGCAGAAUAUUCAACUAAAAGCAAUGCUCUGAACCAGGUGGUUCUCUGGGACAGGAUCGUCCUGAGAGGUGCGAAUACGAAGCUCUCCCUGAAAGACAUGAAGUCCAAAUACUUCUUCUUUGAUGAUGGGAACGGCCUUCGGGCCAAUAAAAACAUCACCCUGACUUUGUCAUGGAACGUGGUGCCAAAUGCCGGAAUCCUGCCCCUGGUCACCGGCUCCGGUCACAAGUCCCUGCCUUUCCCUGAAGCGUACGAGACCGCCCAGAGCUACUGAACCACCCGACUGUCUUUGUGAAACGUGACUGUUUUAUGAUUUUAAUAAAAGUUUACACCACAGGG
This is a messenger RNA of Conger conger (European conger), 729 nucleotides long. It is a transcript of the gene spcs3, whose product is annotated as signal peptidase complex subunit 3. The record is from RefSeq and is a predicted model, not a curated record. Lineage: Eukaryota; Metazoa; Chordata; Actinopteri; Anguilliformes; Congridae. The coding region runs from base 122 to 664 and encodes 180 amino acids. The transcript is spliced from 5 exons. Gene Ontology annotation, cellular component: membrane; signal peptidase complex. Gene Ontology annotation, biological process: protein targeting to ER.